This is a messenger RNA of Pimephales promelas (fathead minnow), 4216 nucleotides long. The record is from RefSeq and is a predicted model, not a curated record. NCBI's taxonomy places the organism in Eukaryota, Metazoa, Chordata, Actinopteri, Cypriniformes, Leuciscidae.
AUGGCAGGAAGCUGCAAAAAUGAGGAGCGUGUUUUUCGUGAACGCAUGCGUCCCAGGAAGAGGCAGGGAGCUGUCCGGAGGAGAGUGCAUCAAGUCAACGGGCACAAGUUCAUGGCCACCUACCUGAGACAGCCCACCUACUGCUCACACUGCCGCGACUUCAUCUGGGGUGUAUUAGGAAAGCAAGGGUAUCAGUGCCAAGUGUGCACCUGUGUAGUUCAUAAACGCUGCCAUGAGCUGAUCAUCACUAAAUGUGCAGGUCUAAAGAAACAGGAGGACACCACAGAGGAGGUUGGAUCUCAGCGCUUCAGCGUCAAUAUGCCUCAUAAGUUCCGGAUUCACAACUACAAAGUCCUCACGUUCUGUGACCACUGCGGUUCAUUACUGUGGGGUCUGCUGCGGCAAGGGCUGCAGUGCAAAGUUUGUAAGAUGAAUGUGCACAAGCGCUGUGAAAGUAAUGUAGCUCCUAACUGUGGGGUGGACGCCAGGGGCAUCGCCAAGGUCCUGUCCGACCUCGGAGUCACUCCAGAUAAACUCUCCGGCAGCGUCCAGAGGAGAAAAAAAAUCUCUCAGGGUCCAGAUCCACAACCCUUACCCAUAUCCCCACUGUUAGAAGAGGACCGAUCCAGAUCUGCACCUACAUCACCAUGUGACCAGGAUACAAAGGACAUAGAGAACAUCAGGAAGGCACUUUCGUUUGACCAUCGAGGUGAAGAGCUAAAGCCAACCUCGUCCUCCUCUCUGACCGAGGGAGAGUCAGAAGAGACGGGGGAGGCGAGAGAGAACGGAGAGGUGAAGACCGUCCAGACCAAACGGAUGAUGCUGGAAGACUUCUCCUUCAUCAAAGUGCUCGGGAAAGGCAGCUUUGGCAAGGUGAUGCUGGCUGAGUUAAGAGGCACUGAUGAGGUUUUUGCGGUGAAAGUGUUGAAGAAAGACGUCAUCCUGCAGGACGAUGAUGUGGACUGCACCAUGACUGAGAAACGCAUCCUAGCCCUUGCCAGAAAACACCCUUAUCUUACCCAACUGUACUGCUGCUUUCAGACCAAGGACCGUUUGUUCUUUGUUAUGGAAUAUGUGAAUGGCGGAGACCUGAUGUUCCAGAUCCAGCGUUCACGCAAAUUUGAUGAAGCUCGUUCCCGGUUCUACGCUGCUGAGGUGACCUCAGCCCUCAUGUUCCUGCACCAAAAUGGGGUCAUUUACAGGGAUUUGAAACUUGACAACAUUCUGUUGGACGCAGAAGGUCACUGUAAGCUGGCAGACUUUGGCAUGUGUAAGGAGGGAAUCCUGGAUGGCAUCACGACCACAACAUUCUGUGGCACACCAGAUUAUAUUGCCCCAGAGAUCUUGCAGGAGCUUGAGUACGGCCCAUCAGUGGACUGGUGGGCUUUGGGUGUGCUGAUGUACGAGAUGAUGGCUGGUCAGCCUCCUUUUGAAGCAGAUAACGAAGAUGACCUUUUUGAGUCCAUUCUCCAUGAUGACGUUCUAUAUCCCGUGUGGCUCAGCAAAGAGGCCGUCAGCAUUCUUAAAGCGUUCAUGACGAAGAGUCCCAGUAAGCGGUUGGGUUGUGUUGUGACCCAAGGACUGGAGGAAGCUAUUAAAGUGCAUCCAUUCUUCAAAGAGAUUGAUUGGGUACAUCUGGAACAGAGGAAGAUCAAGCCGCCAUUCAAACCACGUAUUAAAACCAAAAGAGACGUCAACAAUUUUGACCAGGACUUCACCCGUGAGGAGCCGGUGCUCACCCUGGUAGAAGACGCCAUUAUCAAGCAAAUCAACCAGGACGAGUUCAAAGGCUUCUCUUACUUCGGUGACGAGACUCUGUCUGAAACCUAAAACCUCCAUCUCUUGCGCUGUACUUCGCACACAAGUGCGCUGCCAACGCUGUAAACGCCCACAAGCUCACUGUAGACCAUCAUUCACCAAGAAUAAGAUGCUUUCAUUUUAAACAGUUAUUAAGGCAUUCAAAUUUUUCCUGCUGAACCACACAAAAAAAAAACACAUAGAUCCUCACACAUGUCCACCAAAUGAAACAGAGUAAUCUUUAUUUCAUGUAUGUAAAACACACUGAGCUAUACUUAGAGGAGCUCGUGUGACAUCACUAAAGCAGAUGGAUUGAGCUCAUUCGAAUCUUAUGGAAAGCCAUUUCAUGUUUCAUUUCUUCUCCCAUAAUCCAGUGUGUCGGGGUACAUUUAGACGAGCACCGUUUGGAAAUGCAAAAAAAGACCAAAUGUAAAGAAUCAGUGUUUGUAUUGCAGACGUGAUGCUUCUGAACGUGUGAAUUGGGAGUUUUAAAGUACUCAGCAUUGGGAUCUGAUCAGACAGAGAUGGGGGGACUGGGAAGGUGAUGCACAGACUCAGAACUGCCUUUCAUUAGACCAUCACACCGUUUCCAUUUCAAACAGCAGUAUUGACAUAUACUCGUGCCACCAAAACAAGUUGUGUGUAUGUGUGUGUGUGCUGGAGGAUAAUGUUACAAAAUGUCCCUCUUUAGUGUGUGUGUUCAUUAUAUUACUGGAUUGUUUUGUUGCUAGGAUGUGAAACCUGCUGAUUUCUCUACAAUGCAACGAAGCCCAUCAUAACGAACGGGUCAGGACAGUAGCCAAUCAUGUCGCUCCAGUCUACAAUACAUACAUGUCCUGAGUACCCUAAUUGUUAGCCUGUGAACUUUGAAAAUAGACUAAUCAUCUACUGCAUGGUUAUGCCUAUGAUAUUCUCAUGUAUUAUUAGAAUAUGAGAAACAGUUAUGUGCAAUAUUCUGUGUGUGUGUGUGCGUGCGUGCCCCCCCUCUCCAUUUCACCUUCUGAUUCAAUGCCUCUGAUUUCCACUGUUUCUUUUAGGCGGUUUGUUUUGUUUGCUGAUUGUUAGGUUGCCAGGUCAUGUGAUUUCCAGCACAGGUCCUUUAGUUCAGCUGCUACAGCCUCUGUCUUUCAUGUACUUUAGUUUAACAAGAGACCAAAUAUUAAGAUCCUGUGGCAAAAAAAAGUUAAAUGCAUACAAAUGAUCUUCCAUUCUAAACAUCGCACAACUUUCUCACCUGUGAUGCAAAAUUUAAGUUUUUUUUUUUUUAAAGAAAAUCCAAUCAGUUCAUUAUAAUAAACAGAAUAAAUAAUGACCACAUUUAUAAUAAAUGCAACAUCUUAAACAUUUUAUUGCAAGUUUAUGUAUGUUUUUGUUUUAGAUAUUUUUUAAAGUCACCAUGAAAUCAAAAUUGACAAUUCUUAUUUUGUAUGGAAUUUAACAGAAUAUUAUUUAUUAUAAAUUAUUUAUCUACACACAUCAUUAUUUUAAAAGUCAUGUUCCCUCAUAAACUUGAAUCAAAAGAACUUCCCCUCCCUCUUGCAGACAUCUCUUCUCUGAUGACAUGUUUACUGGCAUGAGGGCGGGACAUUGAGCCGGUCCUGGUCUUAAUGAGCACCAUUUAUCUGUAAUUUGAAGUAAUACAAAAAAAAAAAAAAAACUUGCCCUAUAAGUCUCUUUAACCCCUUGCAUCCAAACACCUUCAUUUUACUGUGAACACACUUUUCACAGUCCAAUCAAUUCCUGUUGCAUAAUAUUUAUUUAAUUUUUAUUUCAUGUCCUUUACAUUUAUUCUCAUAUAUAAGAUCACCAAAAAGAAAAAAAAGGCUUAUGACCAGUGUUUUAUGUUGACUUUGAGGCUUUUUUUUUUAGUUUUCACUUGCUUGGUUAUUUUCUCUGAACUGGCAUCUAAAGGCCUCGACGGAGCAAAACUCACGGAAACUCACACAGCAGCACCUAUCAAAUACCUGUGCCCUGAUGAGCAUUUUGGACUUCAUGAGUGACAUGUUUAUUUUUUUCUUUUUACUGUUGAAAUGACUAUAGGAAACACAUUGACAUGUUCAAGCAAACUAGAUGAAAAAGUACCUCUUUGGUUAAACGUGAAUCUGUGUAUCACAUAGGAAUACAUAUUUGUAUAUACAGAGGUACAGUGCAUUUUAAUAUAAGUUAUACAAGUGUAUUAUGUCACUGUAAGUAUCAUAAAUGUGUAUGUAUUACUUUUUUUGUAUUGUAUUUUGCAGCUUCAUAUGUACAGUAUGUCAUAAGACGUGUUUUUUUUGUUUGUUUUUUUUUUUACAUCUUUACCAUUAGUCACUGUCAUGUCGUUAUUUGCAUUUUACUAUGUGCCAAAUGUACUGUUCUCAAAGGAUGUGAAUGUCCAUUGUUUGGUUUGUAACCUAAUAAAUAAGAUGUCAUAAAUUAA